This is a messenger RNA of Paramecium octaurelia, 1641 nucleotides long. The record is from the annotation of a GenBank genome assembly. Lineage: Eukaryota; Ciliophora; Oligohymenophorea; Peniculida; Parameciidae.
AUGGCUAGUUUUGCAUCUAGGACAGGGUAGAAAGUAAGAAUACUUCAAUUUUUAGAUUAAAGAAUGGUGGGGAGCUAAAGUUACGGUUGAUCCCCAGUUGGAAUCAAAGAAGCAAAGGAUUAAUGAGAUAGAUUAAUAUAUUAAGGGAUUAUCUCAAUCUUUUAGCAAUAUUUCAGCAUUAUUUUAAUGUAUCCUAAGAAAAUUGAUUUAGAAAUGCAUGGACAUAUGGCAAGAAUCAGCUCAAUUACUUAAAAGCUAUUUGAGAAGGAAACAGACACAAAUAAGAGAAUAGGAAUUGAAGUGACUUCUAUGUUUGGAAACCUUUCAGAACUUUUCCGCUCCAAAGUAUCUUCUAUUUUUACAAUUAGACUGAACCAGCAUCUGAAUUGAAUAAAAAUUAUGGCGAAUGGUUUUAAACAAUAGAAACUCUAAAAAUCUAACUCACAAAUUUCUCUGAAAUACGAUUAGUUUAUGAUCAUUAUAAGUUAAAAGUGGAUGAAUUAGAAAAGGAUAGAUCUAAUAUUCUUUCAAAAGGAUAACCCGAAGAUUUUAAAUUGUCAGAGAAAAUCAGGAGAGUAAAUAAUUUAAAAAUAUUUAGAAUCAAAGCAAAUUGUCAAGCUCUGAAUCAAAUUAUAAAUAGAAAAUAUCUGAAAUUUUAAAUAACAUGAAUAAAUUAUUGGGAAAUUACUAUCGAAUGAUUAAUUAGAGUCUCGAUUCUGUAAGAAAAUUCAUUUAUGUUAGUUUAUUGUAAUUAAUUAUGAUUUAUAUAUGAAUGCUAAAUCAAUUGUGAAGAAAAAUUAAAAAGCCUUUAAUAAAUUUAAAUAUCCAGAAUUAGAGCCUAUAAUAGAUCUAUUAAGAGAGUAGAAAGAGAUUUCAUCUCUAGUGGAAAGAGAAUAAUAAAAAGAAAAGGAAGCGCAAAAAGAAAAAGAAUAGAAGGAAUAGAAGGAAUAGAAGGAAAAAGAAAAAAAUGUUAAUGAGAAAGAUGAGAAGCAGUAAUAAUAAGGAGGACCUCCGUAACAAACUCCUUAAUGGGAAGGCAAUAAUAGAUUUAAUCCUUUUGGAUAAUCGUAAUAAAUGAAUUCACAAGCACAUUCCAUGAUCACCAAUCCUUAACUAGUAAAUUCAAUGAUUAAUCCAAUGGUAAAUUAAUAAACUGAUUUUGGAUCUGGAUUUGGAGUCAACACAAUACCUAAAUAACAAUUUAUGAAUCCAAUGAUGUCCCAAAGGUAAUCAGUGUAACUAUAGGGAAUGAAUAAUAAUUUUGCUAAUAAUUUCCCACCAAAUUAAAAUAUGUUUGACGAUGUAGGAUUAUAAAUGAUUAGUGAUAUUAGAUCAAAUUAAUAGCAAUAAUGGUAGUAAUAAUAAUAAUAAUAAUAAUAAUAAUAUGCUCAAAGUCAAAUACUAAAUUAAAAUAAUUUCAUUAAUAAUAAUCCAUUUAUGAGUUCAUAGCCAUUGAAUCAAAGAACUAGUUUGUAAUAAAACUAAGGGUUUUAAUAAUUUGACUCAUAAAUUAAUAGAGUUCAAUAACCAAAUCCUUUUGCAGAUUUUGAGAGUGAGACUUAAAGGAGGGCUAUGUAUGAUAAUCCCCAUACUUAUGGUUAGCAAUUCUAAGAUAAUUAAAAGACUAAUCCAUUCGAGUGA